This is a messenger RNA of Lates calcarifer (barramundi perch), 349 nucleotides long. The record is from the annotation of a RefSeq genome assembly. NCBI's taxonomy places the organism in Eukaryota, Metazoa, Chordata, Actinopteri, Centropomidae.
AUGAGUCUAGUCUUAAUAGUUGUCAUCAUUAUGGCCUUAAUCUCCACUAUCUUGAUCAAUGUUUCCUUCUGACUGCCCCAAAUAAACCCAGACCACGAAAAACUCUCCCCAUACGAGUGUGGCUUUGACCCCCUAGGAACCGCCCGAUUACCUUUUUCUCUCCGAUUCUUUCUCGUCGCCAUUCUUUUCCUUCUUUUUGACCUAGAAAUCGCCCUUCUUCUGCCUCUUCCCUGAGGAGACCAACUAGAAUCCCCCCUACUUACAUUUUUAUGGGCCUCAGCCAUCCUACUGCUUUUAACCCUGGGCCUAAUCUACGAAUGAAUGCAAGGCGGCCUAGAGUGGGCCGAGU